Aspergillus aculeatinus CBS 121060 is the source of this 350-nucleotide messenger RNA. RefSeq lists its product as uncharacterized. The coding region runs from base 90 to 314 and encodes 74 amino acids. NCBI's taxonomy places the organism in Eukaryota, Fungi, Ascomycota, Eurotiomycetes, Eurotiales, Aspergillaceae. The record is from RefSeq and is a predicted model, not a curated record. The transcript has a single exon.
CUGUCGAUUGCCAUGCCUGACGACCCUGUGUACACACCGCAUCUCCUCAGAUUAUUCAGGUCGCAUGGCCUACCGCCAGAGCACAACUCAUGUGCUUAGGUAUGUGUAUCCCUUCCCGAAUUGUGCACGGUAAGACAAAAUGGAAUCCAUCUCGAAGAGCAGCCAGCCGGGUCCGUACGAACUCGUGUCUUCUGCAGAUGCUACUUUUUCUUUUUUUUCUUUUUUUUUUGCUGUUCCUCCUGAGUAACCCACAUACCGACUCAAUCGCCGAUGUAAUGUGCACACCUGUUCUCGUGUUUGAGAUACAUUGCUAGGCGGAAUCUAACCCGUAGUCAGUAGUAUGUGGGGGG